This is a messenger RNA of Magnolia sinica, 1016 nucleotides long. RefSeq lists its product as uncharacterized. The coding region runs from base 187 to 681 and encodes 164 amino acids. NCBI's taxonomy places the organism in Eukaryota, Viridiplantae, Streptophyta, Magnoliopsida, Magnoliales, Magnoliaceae. The record is from RefSeq and is a predicted model, not a curated record. The transcript has 4 exons.
CUGCGUCGCAGCAAAUGAACUCUCUGCCUCCGUCUCUAACGAUGAAAGCGAGGGUGAGCGGGCAUGGGCGAUGGAUUCAAAGCUCUCAAAAAGCCGUAUUAGGCAACACCUUCUUCUUCUUCUUACGCCAUACAAAAAUUCAAAGAGGUUGAGAUAUACACCCCGCAAUCUCUCUCUCGCUCUGAAAUGGAGAUUGCGUUGAAAAUCGGUUCAAUUUCUACUGCCCCUUUUCCGUCAAUUACAUCAUCUGUUAGUAAGAAUAUUCCUCGUUUAAAUCUCAAAGGAAGAGAACCCAACACCAAAAUCCAUUCCUUCUCCAACAACGGUUCCCUUCCUCGCUCUACUUCCAACCAGAUAAAAUCAAUUUCAGUAGGAGAUCUACAUAGAUGCAAGAGCAAUCUUGAGUCUCUGUUUUGUUAUGAUAAGCCUAUUCCAGAGGAAAUUAUUGAGAAGCCGGUUGGGUUAUCAAUGGAUGAAAGGGAUAUAGGGGACAAUCUCCGUUGUGAUGAUUGCCAUGCUAAAGGUGCAGUCUUGUGCACCACUUGCGCUGGUUCGGGCUUAUACAUCGACUCCAUAUUGGAGAGCCAGGGAAUCAUGGUGAAAGUCAGGUGCCUAGGAUGUGGAGGCACUGGGAACAUCAUGUGCUUGGAGUGUGGAGGGCGUGGCCAUCUCGGAGUUUAACUCAUUAUGUCUGGCUAUGCAUGUUGAUUGAGUCAGAUGGAAGCAUGAUUUUUGGAUAUUCAACAGCACUAAUGGCCUCUUAUUUCAGACGGUGCAACUAUAGAGCCUUCAUUUCGAAUGCAAGAAGCUGAAAUCGAUUCUUUUAUUACUCUAUCGUGUAACUUCCACAUUUAUUGUCUCAUCUUUUGAUUAUGGUAAGAUUAUGGUAAAAGGAGAUUUAUGAUGCUCAAAUAUGUCAGGGUGACAAUAUUUUCAUCUCAGUUACAUGCUGUGGAUGUAUUAUUGUAGUCACGUCUUCGGGGAUCCACUUGCUAUUGGCUUUCUUUCUCACUGCA